Messenger RNA from Coturnix japonica (Japanese quail), 8163 nucleotides. Lineage: Eukaryota; Metazoa; Chordata; Aves; Galliformes; Phasianidae. The record is from RefSeq and is a predicted model, not a curated record.
UACUGCUCCCGAGCCACGUGGCAGCGCCUCCCGCUGAGCUCACGCGUGGCAACGGUGCGGGGGCUCCGGUGCGCCGUGUGCGUGCGGGACCGAGCCGAGCUGAGCCGUGCUGAGGAGCAAACGGGUUACGCAGCCCGUCUCGCUCUGUGCAACACCCUCUCACCUCACCGCGUCCCUCCCCCCCACACCUCGUUUUCUUCCUCCUCCGGCCCUCCCGCAGCUCGUUAAAUAUUGCUUUUGUUAAUUGACGCCCCGAGUGUUCCCAGCUUCGAGCAGCCCGGGCCGGCCGGCAUCGCGAGCACGCCCAGAUCCGCGCGGAUUUAAAUAUCACUCAAAGCAUCCCUUAAUCAGCUCUUUACCCGUCUCUGGUUCCUUCUGAGGCAUUAAUUGGAUCAUACGCUGCGUUUGAGGAGCUCGCGUGCUUUACCCGACGAGGAAAUUUGCUCCAUCUCCAGCAGCAACCACUGCUCCUUUUGAUGUUGUGGUACGCCGUGCGCAUGCGCUUCACAUUAGAAUUACUGCACUGGCCAGAAUAAGUUGGAUCUCUUCUUCUCUUCACUGAAACCCUAAAUCAUAUCAAAAGCUAAAGGGAUGCUGAGAGUCCGGAAAAAGGGUUACUUUGGGAUUUGGUCAUUCCCUUUAAUAAUAGCAGUGGUGUGUGCACAGAGUGUCAAUGACCCUAGUAAUAUGUCACUGGUAAAAGAGACCGUGGAUAGACUGCUGAAGGGCUAUGACAUUCGCUUGAGGCCAGAUUUCGGAGGUCCCCCAGUGGCUGUUGGCAUGAACAUAGACAUUGCCAGUAUAGAUAUGGUCUCAGAAGUCAAUAUGGACUAUACCUUGACGAUGUACUUUCAGCAAGCGUGGAGAGAUAAGAGGCUGUCAUAUAACGUAAUACCUCUAAACCUUACUCUGGACAAUAGAGUGGCUGAUCAGCUAUGGGUUCCUGAUACCUAUUUCCUGAAUGACAAGAAGUCAUUUGUUCAUGGUGUCACUGUGAAGAACAGAAUGAUCCGCUUGCAUCCAGAUGGGACUGUCUUGUAUGGACUAAGAAUUACAACAACAGCUGCUUGUAUGAUGGACCUGCGGAGAUACCCGCUGGAUGAACAGAACUGCACGCUGGAGAUUGAGAGCUAUGGCUAUACAACAGACGACAUUGAAUUUUACUGGCGUGGGGGUGAUAAUGCAGUCACAGGAGUCACAAAGAUUGAACUGCCACAGUUCUCCAUUGUAGACUACAAGCUUAUCACCAAGAAUGUUGUUUUCUCUACAGGUGCCUACCCAAGGCUGUCUCUCAGCUUUAAACUUAAGAGAAACAUUGGUUACUUCAUUCUGCAGACCUACAUGCCUUCUAUUCUGAUCACUAUUCUGUCCUGGGUUUCCUUCUGGAUUAAUUAUGAUGCUUCAGCUGCGAGAGUUGCUUUAGGAAUCACAACUGUCCUCACAAUGACAACAAUUAACACUCAUCUUCGAGAGACUCUUCCCAAAAUUCCAUAUGUGAAAGCCAUUGACAUGUAUCUUAUGGGCUGCUUUGUAUUCGUCUUCUUGGCAUUGCUAGAAUAUGCUUUGGUCAACUACAUCUUCUUUGGCAGGGGACCUCAGCGUCAAAAGAAAGCAGCAGAAAAAGCUGCCAGUGCCAACAAUGAGAAAUUGCGAAUGGAUGUCAAUAAGGACAGAAGAAUAAUUGGCACAUAUCAUUGUCCAGAAAUGUAUUCAACAAAGAUGGACCCACAUGAAAACAUUUUGUUGAGCACUCUUGAAAUUAAAAACGAGAUGGCUGCCUCUGAGGCUGUGAUGGGGCUUGGGGACCCUAGGAGCACGAUGCUGGCCUAUGACACUUCAAGCAUCCAAUACCGGAAAGCUGGCUUACCCAGACACAGCUUUGGUCGCAAUGCCCUGGAGAGGCAUGUGGCACAGAAGAAAAGUAGGCUACGGAGACGUGCAUCUCAACUGAAAAUUACCAUCCCUGACUUGACUGAUGUAAAUGCCAUAGAUAGAUGGUCGCGCAUAUUCUUCCCUGUUGUUUUUUCCUUCUUCAAUAUUGUCUAUUGGCUUUACUAUGUGAACUAAGAAACAAAGCCACACAGGAAGCAAGAACUGGAUUUCUCUUCAAAACAGUUGUACAGCCAAAAGUGGGACUUAGAAAAAUUCUAUUCAGGACAAAAAGUUAUUUUAAAACACCUUAGUUGCUGGCCCACUCUAUGGUCUGUUUUUAUAAUAUUUUGGUUGUUUCUGCUAAAUCAUAAAUAUGUAAAUUUGCAGUAUGGACAUAUCCCCUUUAUGAAAAUAUAAGUGUAUUUCAAAUGUGAAGGCAAAUUAGAUUCUGACAAUCAUCACUGUCUCACUGUCUCUCACAGCUUCUUUUGUUUUCUUUUCCGAUGGUCAUGUGAGUGUAGUGACACAAAUUAGAGAGGCAUUUGAGAAAAAAAAAAAUCAGUUUCAACAGCAGUAUGUACCACUCAUUCCCUGUGUAAAUGCGUAUCCAGGACAUGCAUGUCCAUACAUUAGAGUGUACUAAGAUAUUAUCAUGCUUAUGAAACACAUGCUUUACCUUUUAAAGGUGUAAACUUGAAAACAAAUAGUGCCUAUCAUCUUUCCAAGAUGAUGAUGGUCAGAGGUUUCCCAACCGCAUUCAGGUUUUUCCUGUUAUUUACUGAAAGAGCUAAACCUUUGACUGAUAAUACUUGGGUUGGGUGUUUGCACAGAUGCUGAAGCAAAAAGCACUAGUUUUCUUUGGGUUUUUAAGAGAUAGCAUAUGCUCACAGUCCCUAUGACUGUAGCUGUGAUCAGUAGAGGAAUGUAGCAGUGGUAUAAGACAAGUUAAAUAAUCAUGUUCUGGCUGGGUAGAUGUGCUGUUUGUUUGGUUUUUUUGUGUGUGUUUUUGGGUGUUUUUGGGUUUUUUUUUGUUUUUUUGGUUUUUUUUUUUUUGCAUGGGGAAAGGGAAAUUGUUUGUCCUUUGUGCCAAAAGGUGAUUGACCAAUUAGUAGUUCUAUUGGUCGCUGAAGGAAACCAAUGGUGCUCUGCCUUUCUACUGAAAGGUAGAGAACAAUUAAAAGUUAAGCACCAGGGAAAGUGAAGGCAACAUAUUUGUAAAAGUACAUAUAUAUAAAUAUAUCUAUACACAUACUGUGCAAAAGAAUGUUGUCAGUCAUAGUAUGUACCUUAGUCUGAAAUAGUCAUGUCGAUUUGUGUGAUUUUUUUAUUUUUUUUUUUACAAUUUGUUAUCCUUCUAGUGUUAUGCUUUCCACCAUCAUUAUGCUUAACGCCAAACAUCCGGAUUGACUGAAGGUAUCAUACCUCUUUUAAAAGCGAAGAACUGAGCAUUUACAUUUUAUUACAACAAUACUGAUGAGUAUUUUCUCAGUCUGGAUUAGACAAUAGCAUUUCAAUUUUUGUUUUGUUUUGCUUAGUGGACUGCUUUAAGGGGAGAAAAUUGGUAGCUAUCACUUUAAUAGUUGGCUUACACUAUAGCAUCAUGGAAUGGUUUGGGUUGGAAAAGACCUUGAAGACCACCUAGUUCUAACUACCUGCUUUGGGCAGAGUUGUGACCCAUGAAAUGAGAUUGCCCAGGAACUCAUCUGACCUGGUCCUAAACACCACCAGGGAUGGAGCAUCCACAGCUUCUCUGGGCAGCUCAUUCCAGUGCCUCAGUACCCUCUUGGAAGUCUCUCCUAGGGUGUUUUCCAUUGGAAAAAAAAUUCAAUUUUGCUGUUGGAAACUUAUUUAAUGUUUUGUUUUGGGUUUGUUUUUUUUUUUUGGUUUUUUUUGGUUUUUUUUUUUUCCAUUCCACAGAGCUUUAAUUUUUAGGCAAAGUAGAUUUUGCCAUUUAGUCCACUGUGGAAAAGUUUUCUGUAAGGAAAAACUAAAACUUUUCAGGAACUACACAAAAAGUAUAAAUUUCUGAUGUCGACUAUAAAAUUAAAUUCCCAAUUGUGUUUAAUGGAAAAUAUUUAAUGAAGCAAAAGCUACAUGCUACUGUAUCUAUGCUACCUCUUGUGUGUACAAAUUUCUGAAACAAACUCAAAUUUCAGUACUUUCCAUAUAUCACAGGGAAUAUUUUCAUAUGUAAAUACUUCUUCCCCAUAUAACUUUGGCAGUGCAUUAAAAUAGUGUAUAAGAAUAUUUUUGAUAAAGUAUUUUAUUUGAAAAUUUUGUUCUUGCUUUGAAAGGGUAAUUUGCCAACAAAUUUCUCUGCUUUUCUGCCCCCUUUAACAGAUAGGAAGAAAACAGAUGUGGGAAACAUAGGAGAGUUUUAGACUUUGUUUUGAGCCUAACACAUGAAUUCAUUUUGCAAUAAGAUAACUGUUUUGAGCCUGAAGAGGGAUUUGCUGGACAUAGACAUCUGCUGUUAUAAUGGGAGUUAUGUAUGUUUGUGUCCAGAUACAGCCUAUGCUGUGUAGUCAAGCUUUCAUCCAUGACAAACUUUCCAAGUCAAGUUGUUGCUUUUUGUUUUGCGUACUUACUUUCUGGCUGCGUUUCAUGCACAAUGGGAUAAGCUUUACAGAUGAGUGUGGAAUUUCAAGUAUGAAACGUGCUGCAAUUUUUCCCAAUUCAUAGAAAACUUCAGAAGUGCCACAUCUAAAGACAGAAUUUCUCUUCAAAGCCUGUUAUUUAAUAAUGGUACCCAUUAUCAAAAAUAAAAGCUGUCUUAUAGUAUUCUACUGUAAAAGUUUUUCUUUUAUUUCACAAAUUGCUAUCCAUUCUUUUUAUAGGAUUGGGUUUGUUUUGCUCUUAUAUUUGUUUGUUUCACAAAGCUUAGUGUGAACACAGGGAGCUCACAGCUUGUUUGUGGUUGAUACUUCUCAAGUAUGAAACUUUACGAAGAAUAUGUUGUUUGUCAGCAUUUACUGCACGAAGUAAUUAUGAAAACCAGAGGCUGAAACCUUGAACUGCACAUUAGUUUGUCUGAAGUUAUAGUAUAAGCCAUAAUACUCUCUGAUGUCUCCGUUCAGAGUGUGAAAGAAAAUAUUUGGUUUUUGCUCAGGUGUCACUAGGAAAGAUGUAUUACCCGGGAAGAAGGAAAUCUUUUGCUUUUACAAUGUCCUUUUGCCUAUUAAUGUGGUAGAUGUAAUAAGUGAAAGGGAAGGUUUCUUCCAGAAAUUGAAUGGUUAUUGUUUUGUACUUAAGGCUUAAACACUGUGAUACAAAAAGAUGCGGGUAAGAAAGACUGGCGAGGCACUGUCGAGGGAACAGUAGAACUCAAGAGCCCAUUGUGGGCUUACUCUUUUUCUGAGAUACUUGAGUGAAAGUGAGAAAUUAUGCCAACAUACAUGAGGCCCAGGUACUAAUGUGUGUGCUACCCUCCAGGUAAACUGAAAUAAAUUUGCUUUUAGUUUACAACUGACAGAAAAUAUUCGAGAUCCCGCUAAUUCUGUUGAUUGUUGCUAGUUUCAAUUAGCAAAAUAUAAAAUUUAAUUUUAGAUGAAUCUUGUAGUAUAAUUAUAGUUACACAUUUUAUUGUUCUAGACAUGAUAGCCAGCAAUUAAGGUGUUUUUCAUCUUAUUGAAAUGCAUUGGCAAAUUAUGACUAUAACAUGGCACAGUUUUAAUGAAAUCUUUGAGAUCAAUCUGUAAAUAUCUACUGUAUAUGACUGCUAGUAAGUAUGAUACACAUUUUCAGAACUGAAAAUCCAUGCAACAUAUUUCCAUGUUUGCAUUAGGAAUGUUGUGUUUCCAUCCUAUUUCAAUUUAAUGACUGGGAAGAAAGACUCAAGCAAUGCCAUUGUGAACAUUUCUCAUUCCUGGGGAGGAAAGCAGAUAGCAGUAUGUCACAGAGUUCUUCACAGAGUUUAUACAUUCUAAUACAAAGGAUAUAAAAUCUGUAAGGUACAAAAGCACAAUGCGUGGAGAAAAUGAGUGGUGGUCUUGCACCUGGGGAGCAAAUCCUUCGUGUUUCAGACAAAAUAUUCAUUAAAAUUAAAUCUUGAUUAUUUUUCGUUAUAAUCAAUAGUCUGUGUUACAACUCUGUCAUUAACAUAAAACUGAACAUAAGUAAACAAAUGUUAAACAUUAUCCAACUAUAUGUGCAUAUGGACAUGUGUCUGUAUGGACAUAUGUGUGUAUAUAUACACAUGGUGAGUAGAUGUAUACACACACAUUCAUAUGUUGGUGUGUUAAAGGAAUAAGCUAAUAAUACUUUUGUUUCUACCAUCAACCAGUGUAUGAUUAUAUUUUUGAGAAAUAAAAGAUUAACGUAUUAAAAAAAACAACAACUUACUAUACAGGGUAAAUGGGCAUUUCUAUAUCAGCAGAUCAAUGCAUAUAAUUCGUAUGGAACAUUGCACCAUUUGACAUGAUGGUAGUACUGUACCUCCUAGCAUCUGAACUUAGACUAGUCCUCACAUUGCUUGCCUAUUUCUUCUCUCUCUUUUUAUAACAGCAUUGUCCACUAGUAAGUUUUCAAAAACAACAGUUCUAAGGGAACCGAGGCAAAAAGGCAAAAUUAACUAUUAAUCAACUAUUUCUAGAAAAUAUUCUAGAGUGGGAUGGCCAGGGUACAAUAAUAUAUCAGUAGUGAUCAUAACAUUUUGCUAUGUGUACAUAGAACAUACAAUGUGAGCAAUCAUAACUUAAGCUGAGCGUGUGUAAAUAUUAUCAGAUUUCUUAAACAUUUUUAACUUCUAAUUUGUACUUUAUGGUAAGGCGAAAAGCUAAUUCUAUGGUUUAGGUUAAUGUGUCCUAAAAUUAUGUAAAUAAUUAAAUAAGCUGUAAAUGAGCGGUCAAUAGAUAUAGUAAUUGUUUAGUGACUUUUUUUUACUAAGUACAAUAAUUGCAGUGCUCUAGCAGAGUAAUUUAAACACCCUUUUGCAUAAACAGAUUUGGAUACCAGAUCUUAAAAAAAAAAUACAGAAAGUACUGAGGUGCAAAAAAAUAACCAUUUCAACUGUAUUACUGCUAGCACAAUCCGUUCUUUUGUAUGGUUAAACCAUUCAAGCAGUGGAAGACUGUAGUUCGGCUCUCAGUACUUGGCAUAAACAUAUAAGGCCUGAUUUUCACAUACAGUAAGGUACCUUUAUGUUGCUCCAGUGAGUGGCGAUGUGAAGGAAGCCAGGGUAGGUGAGAAUUCAGCUGCUGGUGAUCUUAUUACAGAAAGUCUGCAUACUGCAUUUCUUUCUGCAAUCUGUAUCCCUUAUGGUAUCUAAUAGUAGAUUUACAGUUUUUCUUUAGAUAAAAAAUAUAUAUUUGACUGUCAUUAGAUAGCAUAGUCCCCCAAAGCCAAAGAAUCUUCACUCCAGAAAUUGUUUAAAAGGGAAAUCUUAUAAGUCAUUGCUUAACACCAAAGGUAAAGCUUAAUAAAAUGCACUAGGAACUUUGUCUAAAUUUUUAAGAAGCAAGUGGAAUGUUGAUCAAAAAUACUGCCCUGUUCUUUGUAAAAAUGGUUAUAAUUUAAAUAUUCAUUAAUAUUGAAUUGAAAUAGGUCACCUCUACAAGGAUAUGCAACGCAGACAUUUCAUAAGUAUAGAAUUAUUUUCUUUGUAAGUACUUUGACAAAAAAAAAAAAAAAGAUAAUUAAAGAUGAGAAGUCUCACCUAUACUUUCAUACUAAGGGUUGUAUUUUUUUAAUGUUUUUUCAGACAUAAGGUCAUCUAUUCCAAUUUGAUAAUGUUUUGUAUGUUUUCACUGUUAACAGUCGUUUGACAAAUAUUCACCAGGCUGUAUUGUUCAUGGUCUGUCCUGUUACUUUCAGUUGAAGACAGAAAGAACAUCUGAAACAUGAUUAAUUCUAACAAGCUGACUAUGAUUUGACUUCUAUCAUGUUUUUAUUUGCAUGGGUGUUUAAAUGGUUCUGUUAGUACUGUCUUUGCACAGUUCUGAUUUAUCUUUUUUACUUAGUACUAUUUACUUCAUAAUGUAGUAAUCAUCAGCCUUACUAAUGACCUUGUAGCCUUUCUUAUAUGCACAUAAUGCACAUUUUCCAAUGGCUAGAAAAUGCAAAAUACUAGUGGAUAUCAUCGCAUCAGAUCUUCAUGUCUUUCUCAAAAGGACUGCUAACCUCUGGGAUACACGAGGUAGUAAAAUGAUGAUUGUAAAUGAGUAGCACAUAAGAGAUAUUUUCUUGAAUUUAGAAUUAUUGCAGCCAGUUUCAGCAUGUAAAUAUAUAAUAAUGUUGGCUAGUGUGUAAUUCUUGAACUAAAAAAAUAUAAAUAAAGAAAACCUAAAAGAUGUA